Molecule: messenger RNA, 1799 nt
Organism: Malania oleifera
Lineage: Eukaryota; Viridiplantae; Streptophyta; Magnoliopsida; Santalales; Ximeniaceae
Product: elongation factor Tu, mitochondrial-like
Exons: 12
Coding region: 121-1476 (451 amino acids)
Biological process (GO): mitochondrial translational elongation
Cellular component (GO): mitochondrion
Molecular function (GO): translation elongation factor activity; GTPase activity; GTP binding
Source: RefSeq, a predicted model, not a curated record
AGCAUUUCUGGCGAUGCUGCUCCUCCUAAAGGCUAAAACCCUUGGCGACAAAAAUAAUCACAAAACUAUAAAACCCUCACGAUUUGUUCUGCCAUCAAGAGCUCUUCUUGAAUCAAUUCAAUGGCUUCUGCUGCGAUCAGAAGGCGUACCUCCAAGCGCCUUAUCCUACCAUUCUUGUAUCCUACCUCCUCUUCUGGUGGAGCAUUAACCUCCACUCAUUUACCCCUACCGGACUCGUUAUGCGCAAGUUCCAGAACCUCCGAGCUCCCUCCAUGGCGGAGGUCCAUGGCCACAUUCACUCGAACAAAACCUCAUGUGAAUGUGGGGACCAUUGGACAUGUAGAUCAUGGGAAAACUACACUAACUGCUGCUAUUACAAAGGUGCUUGCAGAAGAAGGAAAGGCCAAGGCUAUUGCCUUUGAUGAGAUUGACAAGGCACCUGAAGAGAAGAAGAGAGGAAUUACCAUUGCAACGGCUCAUGUGGAGUAUGAGACUGCUAAGCGACACUAUGCUCAUGUUGAUUGCCCAGGACAUGCAGACUAUGUUAAAAACAUGAUUACUGGAGCUGCUCAAAUGGAUGGGGGAAUUCUUGUGGUAUCUGCUCCUGAUGGGCCCAUGCCACAAACAAAGGAACAUAUUCUGCUUGCCCGUCAGGUUGGUGUGCCAUCAUUGGUGUGCUUUCUCAAUAAAGUUGAUGCUGUUGAUGAUGCUGAGCUGCUUGAACUGGUAGAAAUGGAGCUCCGUGAGCUGCUUAAUUUCUACAAGUUCCCUGGGGAUGAAAUCCCAAUUGUUCGAGGUUCAGCUUUGUCUGCCUUACAGGGAACAAGUGAUGAACUGGGAAGAAAGGCUAUAUUAAAAUUAAUGGAUGCAGUGGAUGAAUACAUACCUGAUCCUGUGCGCCAGCUUGAAAAGCCUUUCCUAAUGCCAGUUGAAGAUGUAUUUUCAAUUCAGGGUCGUGGAACUGUUGUCACUGGCCGUGUUGAACAAGGUACCAUCAAAGUUGGUGAUGAAGUUGAAAUUUUGGGAUUGAUGCAGGGUGGCCCUCUAAAGACGACAGUAACUGGCGUAGAGAUGUUCAAGAAAAUUUUAGAUCAUGGACAAGCCGGUGACAAUGUCGGUCUUCUUCUGCGUGGUUUGAAACGUGAAGAAGUGCAACGAGGACAGGUUGUUUCCAAACCUGGCUCUUUAAAAACAUAUAAGAAAUUUGAGGCAGAAAUUUAUGUCCUCACCAAAGAUGAAGGUGGUCGCCAUACUGCUUUUUUCUCAAAUUACAUGCCUCAGUUUUACUUGAGAACAGCGGAUAUUACUGGGAAGGUUGAUUUGCCUGAAAAUGUUAAGAUGGUGAUGCCUGGUGAUAAUGUGACUGCAAAUUUUGAGUUGAUAUCACCUCUUCCUCUUGAAGCAGGACAAAGAUUUGCUUUGAGAGAGGGAGGUAGAACAGUUGGUGCUGGGGUGGUUUCAAAAGUGAUUAGCUGAGAUGCUGGUAGAUUGCACCUGUUCAUUUUUUUUUCAUGUUCGCUCGUUAAGGAGGUGAGCGAAGAGGAUGGUAGUGCUAACUUCUUGGACAUACAUGAAAAAUGGUAGUUAACAUGUGGUAAUUACUUCUGGAUUAUAUUUAGGAAUUGUUAGAGAAGUUGAAUGACUGAAAUUUCUGGUCAUUUUUGCAGUGUAGAAUUUUUCAAGUAGCUAUUGGCUACUUUUUUCCCCCCUUCAUAUGCUGCUUGUCUUUUGGAUUUUUGUCUAUCUAGUUUACUUGAAUUUUGUUUUUCUAAGUAAGAAUAAAUGUGCUCCUUGAUCUA